Molecule: messenger RNA, 7103 nt
Organism: Linum trigynum
Lineage: Eukaryota; Viridiplantae; Streptophyta; Magnoliopsida; Malpighiales; Linaceae
Source: the annotation of a GenBank genome assembly
ACAUAAAUAAAUCAGUCUUUAUCCUGAUUUCUGUCGUCGUUCGUUCGGCGAACCUGAUGGAUUGGACGGCGCCGUUUGGCUUAAGGCACGGCAAUUGUAUACGUGUCAUUCGGCUGGGCAGCCUGUUGCCGUGAUUGUCGUUGAAUGGGAAAGGCUUUAUAUUUGCUUUUUUUUUUCUUUCUAAUUUCCCGUUUCAUAAAUAGUUAAAUACCACACUUACCAUUUAUAUUUUAUCAGUCAAAUAAGAGGUUGAAUGCAUUAUCAUAAAUUACCUAAUUUAUUAACACAUUAAAAUUAUGUAGAAAUGUUGCAGUUUUAAAAUGCCGGAAAACACGUAUAAUUAACAGACAGAAAGAAGAAAAAAAAUAGAGUAUCAUAUUCUAAUUAAUAGUGGAAUGGAUUACCAAAAGAUGAAAACUAGCCAUUAAUGAUAAGCAAGCACAAAAUUCAGAACGUUCUCUUCGCGAAUUCGUUUGGUGUUUGCUUGUACUCAACGAAUCAAAUUGCAUUUCCUCCAAACUGAAUCGAAUUUGAAUGUAAUCCAAAAGAAAAAAAACUGUUUUGAUUUACGUUUUCGUUGGUUACCUCGACUACGAUAAGAUAAUUAGAAAGUCCAUCAAUCUAGGUUAAGUUUUCCCUUUUUAAAAAUUAGUAAUUGUUUUAAUUAAGAUGUACAUGAAGCCGUUGAAGAAUAAGACAAUAUUUCUCUUGUUACAAGAGAGGGAGUAUAGUCGAUAUCCAGAACCAAGCUUUUUUGGAAAAUAUUUAAUUAGUGUUAGAGUUUAUUUAUUGAAAUUUAUUUAUUCGACUAUUAAUAUAAAUACACGUACAUUAGCAGCCACAAAACACCAACUCAGAACGGCAGGGCUCUAGAUCUGUCCUUACUUGUGUUGUCUUGGCCUGUGUUCAUACACAAUUUUCUAUUAGUAGCUGCGGACGGCACAUCUCAUAUUCUCAUUUGUCUUCCUUGGAAUCUUCUUCCCAGUAAUUCACUACAUAAUCCUUCCUCCAUAUACAGACAGAUUAAUUUUGAGCUGAUUCGUUCACUCUGAUUGACAUGUAAUUUGUUGACUACAAGGAUUCGAUAUAAAACUUUCUUAGAUCAUAUCUUGUCAUGUCCGUAAUGAAAGUUCGUAUAUGAGAUCGGGAUACCAUUAUGUACAGAAGAAAGAAUAAACACCUUCAUAACUCAAAUCAUUUGAUUCUAGCGAUAAUGUUACUUCUCGAUUUUGGUUUUCAAGACGAAUACCCAAUCUAUAAAUCCAAUUCUACACAUGCUUUUCAAUGUGCUUUGGUGCGGAUAUAGACAAUUAUGGUGGAGUUAUGUGUAAUCUAUGAUGAUCAGUUACAAUAUUGCUCUCUAUUGAUUCUUGAUUAUAUGUUAUAAAAUAGGAAUGGCAAAGGGCAGGUCCGGGGCGGGUAUCUCGAUACCCAUACCCGCCCCAUGGCAGGUCGGGUAUAGGUCGGGUAAUUUAUCACGGGACGCGGGUCGGGGCAGGCCGACCCAUUGGGUAUGUAAUUUAUGUGAAAAACAGUAGAAAUAUUCGUUCUUUUCAUUGAAAGACCAAGAAAGAAACCAUAAUAUGAUAAAAUGUAGUUAAAUUAUUGAAGAAAUUGAGGGUUUCACUUAUUUACAACUUUAUUAUAGCUAAAAUAUAAUGUAACAAGAGGAAAAUCUUAAGUAAUUUGACUAAUAUUAUAUGUAAUUUAGGCAAGAACGAGUCGAGAAUGGGGUGGGUCAGGGCAGGUCGGGUCAAUGAAAGGUACACAUACCCGCUCCGCCCCGCCUACGAGGCGAGUUUGACCCGUCCCAAAACAGAUCAAACGAGUCGGGUAAAUCGGAUCAGGUCGAAAUUGUCAUCCCUGUUAUAAAAUGUAGCUGAUUUAGCAAGGAGCUAAUAAAAAGUGGGAGAAUGGUAGGGCUAUUAUCGUCUCUCUCGUCCAAAAUAAAAGUUCAACUCGAUUGUCGUUAUGUUUAAUGUCUAACCCAUCUUUUAUUAUCUUGCUUCGAAGAGCCAAGCCAUAACUCCAUUAGGCCACCGAAACAAUGUAACAAGAUUCAAGUCAAAAGUAAACGGCAACAAGUUACUAAAGGCACUGAUCUAUCAGGUGAUUGGCCGGACAUGUGAGAUUAAAUAAUCGACCUUGAUUUAUUAAUUAUUAAUUAGAGGGGCCGAAGCUUUAAUUAGCCACUAAUUGAGGCGUGCGAAGAUGUGAAUAUGAACGAAACUAUGAGGAAAGAGAGGGGCAAAUGCAUGUCUCCUGUCGCAAUUUUACCAGUGAAGGAGCUUUAUUUAUGUUAUCUAAUGUUAUCUCUAAGUUGGGAUCAGUUGGUUUAGUUAUCUUUUAAUCUGUUGAAGUAAUUAAGAAAUGUAAAUAUAAAUUAAUAAUUGAAAAACCAUAUUCAAGGACCAAGAUUGUACAUGAAAUUGUCAGCAAUAGAGUAUUUUGUACUGAAAUUUUGGUUUAAUCAUGUCUCAACUAUUUCUUACCACUAAGAACCGUCUAUCACUUUCACUUCCAAUAAAAAAAAUUAUAGUCAGAACCCUCCUUACCUGAGUUUUUAAUCCUUGUAUAGAACUCUCAUAAUUUAUGAGGUGUUGAAGAACACACACAUAGAAGAGAAGGAAGGUGGGAGAGAAAGAGACAUAAUUGAGAAAACGAGUGAGCAAAAUCAAAUAAAAUCAAAUCAGUGGGACAUAUUUGGGUGGACUUGGACUUCUUUACAAUUUUGAAGUUGCUAUUAUUAUUGUUGGGAUCGAAUAAUGAAUAAAUUAAAACACUGGGGUUGCUUGCUUGCUAGCUAGCUGCAGAAUUUUGUCACGUUUAAGCUGUGCUCCCUUCUAGAAUCGGACUUUUUGUACCUUGUUUCCAAUAAUAUGUGACCCUAAACUGCAAGAACCGAAAAUGUCGGAUUAAGCAAGUGUUUAUGAACAAAAAUGAUAAAUUUUAUUAGAUUCGUCUGAUCUGUUUAACGAUGGGAUAUUAGCCGUCCGUGUAUGGUCCUCGGCGGGACGAGUAUGGGUACCUUGUAUUAGAAGCUCUUACUAUUGGUGUAUCCGAGAUGGAUAUCAAAUGCCAAUCAUAGUGACUAAUUUCUUAGGGCAAAUCGCAGAAACCGUUUUUUUCUUGUGAAUAUGCAAGCAUACGGUGGGCAAGAAAUUGAUUGGCCCAUUAUAUGUGUAAGAAAAAAACUUAUUCAAUCCGUUGCGGCGAGGUCGUAUGAGGCCCAUCAUUACAGCCCAUUUUGUUUCCAGUAUCGGAAUUCGUGUUAUUCUCAAGUAAAGUUUGGGCCUGUAGGCCUAGCCCGCUAACUGAGGACGAGACUCAACUGACGGCCUAAUUUAUGGUUGGGCUUAUUGGGAGCAUAACUAAUUAGUUCGGCUUCGUUCUUGAAUCUUGAUACGCAGCCUACAGUGGUUGUUAAUUUAAUAAUUUCAAGCAAUUUUUAUGAAACAAAUCCUCUUAACCUAGUAAAUCAAUGAAAAUUUGUGAUUGUGAUUUCUAUUUCAGAAUGGUAUAUAGUGAUUUAAAACUUUUCGUGGUUAUACAUUGGUAUAGGACUGAUCAUCAAAUAAAUUGGCAUGUAUCAAACAAUACGAUGCACUUAAGUACGCACAUCUGGUACCAAAUUAAUCAACUAAUACAUUGAAACUAACCCAAAUCAGUUGUUUAUUUUUACCGCAUAUCUUUGACGUUCUAUUAGCCAACAACUACAUAAAGAAAAGAAACCAACUCCUACUAUGUCAUCAAUUAUCAAGUCAAUAAAAAGUACGUCAGGGUUGAUAGUUUAAGUAUUUAAUAAAUAUAACCAAGCUCCAAACGGACCAAACCUAAUGCUUUUGUGGAGUAGGGCCUCAUUUCCAUUUCGACAAGAUAUAGCCCCACAGGCCACUCCAAAGAGCAAACGACGCAGCCGAUCGUGGAAAAAUAAUGCUAGUCAUGAUUAGGUCAUACUAUUUUAUUGAAAUCUACCGUUUAAUUCACACGAAUGUAAUUUAAGAAAAUGAAUGCUUGGAGUGUUUUGAGAAGAAUUAUAUACCAAAUACACAUAUUAUCUUCCAUUACCAAAGUACCUUUAUAUAAUUUCCUUACUAACACACAUUUCUACCAUUCUAAUUGUAACAAUCACACCCAUCAUAAGGACUUCGGUUUAAAUAUUUAUUAGUUUUGAGUUUAGAGUAAGUAACUCAACAGUUAAUUAGAGGAGUUAUUACAUGUUGAACUAUAAACUCGUUUGCGCUUUCACUUCGAAUGAGCAGGAUGACUCCUCAAUACAAUUCUUUUUACAAACCAAAUGAAUUUUUUUUUUAUAUAACUAGUACGUAACAUCUGUGGCAGAGGGAGCCUUUGAGGUUAAGACUUAAGAGUUCUAGGACCCCACUUAGCAAAAAGUUGGGUACCAAAACCCUUUAAAUAUAUGUGUUUUAGCAUGAUUUUUGAAAUGUAGGACUCCAUAUUUUUGUCGAUAUUACCUCAUGUAAGAACCCUAUUUACCUCGAAAUUUUUAAAGACCCCAGUCCAUUCAAAGUCUGACUACGACGCUGCGUUACAUAAUUUUAAUUUCAUAAACAUGAUGAGAUUAUUGGAAAGUUUAUAAUCAAUUUCCCAUAUGAUAGUGAUGAUAUGCAUGAGGGAAGAAUCAAGAAAGUAACUUGGAAAUUUCUACUACAACUUAGAAAAAAGGCGUCAAAGUUUAUACCUUGCUUUAGGACCGCGCCAAAGGAUAACGAAAAAGCUUGAAUCCCACGAAUCCCAAUCCUCCACGUGGACCUUUCGGUUACUUAAUUCAGCCGCCACUCUGCUCUAGGCUCCGUGUUCGCCAUUUUUACACUGUGUGUGUGAGUUUGAAAGUCAACACUAAAGAAAAAGCCCGGCCGGAAAACAGAAUCUCCCCGUCAGUCGCCGGGCCCGCCGGUGGUCACUUUCACAGGAACAUUUCAACCCGCCCCGAACGUUCUCCAUUGAUUAAACCCUAAACUAAACCCUCCCCAAAAAAAUUUAUAUCCAAAAUCAGACAAAAAAUAAUUUUGCAAGACGAAGACUUCAGCAAUUUUUUUAAACCCGGAAGACCGUUUCAACAAUGGGUCUCUUUCUGCUAUUGCAACUCCUUCUAUUACUUCUUCAUAGAAAACCCACAAGGUCUUUGGCUCCAAUUUGGGAAAUUCGACUUGAUUCGAUCUCAAAGGUCACUGGGGAUUUCCUUUUCCGUUUCCCACACUCUGAUCGGCGGCGGCCGGCGGAGCCAUGUCGGUGAGACGCCUGGACCCGCAAACCGCGGCCGAGAAGGCCGUCUCGGCGAUCGGACUCGGGUACGACUUGACGAAAGACCUCCGAUUGUCGGCCUGCAAGCCGGGUCCGUCUGGGUCGAAACUGAUCCGGCUCGACCCGAACCUGCCGACCCGGGACCUCGUCGUCCCCGGCGGGACCGUCGUCCACAACGUCUGGAGCGGAAUCAAGUGCGAUAAGGGCGAGCGGACCAGGUUCCGAUCCGACGUCAUUUCAUUCAACCAGAUGUCGGAGAAGUUCAAUCAGGAGCUAUCUUUAUCCGGCAAAAUCCCGACGGGGAUGUUUAACGCGAUGUUCGACUUCAAGAGCUGCUGGGCGAAGGACGCCGGCUCGGUCAAAACGCUGUCUUUUGAUGGAUGGUUCAUCACUCUGUACAACGUCGAGCUGGAAAGGUCGCAUUUAUCGCUGUCGGAGAGUGUCAAAGCUGAAGUUCCCAAUUCCUGGGAUCCGGCAGCUCUUGCCGAGUUUAUUGAGAAAUACGGAACCCAUAUCGUGGUUGGGGUGAAAAUGGGUGGGAAAGACGCCAUCCAUUUGAAGCAGCUGAAAAGAUCGAAUCUUGAUCCCACUGAAGUCCAGAAGUUGCUGAAGCAGCUAGCUGAUGACAGAUAUUCUCAGGAUUCUUCUGAAGCGUCUUCUGCUAAACCAAAGGCUGCACAACCUAUGCCAUUGGGAAUGCAUCUGCUGUAUGCUGCUAAUUCAGUUAGGCCGCCUGUAAUCACUUCCUUAAAGAGCGAGGAUCUCGUAAGUGUUGCAAUUAGAAGGGGAGGAAUGGACAUUGGACAGAGCCAUAAUGAGUGGCUCUCAACGAUAGUUGAGUCGCCCAAUGUCAUUUCCAUGUCACUUGUUCCCAUCACUUCCCUGUUGAGUGGCGUCCGUGGCAAUGGAUUCUUGACUCAUGCUGUCAAUCUCUACCUACGAUAUAAACCACCCAUAGAGGAACUUCAGCAGUUCUUGGAGUUUCAGUUGCCUCGUCAAUGGGCGCCAGUUUAUGGUGAUCUGCCGCUUACUCUCCGGCGGAGAAAACAUGCUUCACCUUCUCUUCGGUUCAGCUUCAUGGGCCCUAAACUGUAUGUAAACACUGCAACGGUUGAUUCAGGAAACCGGCCAGUGACAGGAAUCCGGCUAUACUUGGAAGGUAAAAGAGCUGACCACUUAGGUAUUCAUCUACAGCACCUCUCAUCCCUACCAGACACUCUCCAACUCUUCGACGACCACAGCCACGACCCCUCAGAUGAGCCCGAGAGAGGCUACUUGGAGGCUGUGAAUUGGAGCAUAUUCUCCCACGUCUGCACUGCACCGGUGCAGUAUAAUGGAGCUCGAAUCGAUGACUCCGCAUCCAUCGUGACCAAGGCUUGGUUCGAGGUCAAGAUGGUUGGGAUCAAGAAAGUUCUGUACUUGAGGCUCGGGUUCUCAAUGGUGGCGAAUGCUAGGAUUCGAAGGUCGGAAUGGGACGGGCCUUCUACCAUGUCAAGGAAAUCAGGGAUCUUCUCGUCGCUGCUGAUCAGUUCCAGGUUUAGUACGGCUUUGAUGAACCCGAAUGAAGAACUGCCUGUGAAGGUGGAUCUGAACUCUGCUGUGUUUCCAGGGGGGCCUCCAAUGCCAAUGAAGGCGCCAAAAAUGUCGAAUUUUGUGGAUACUAAGGAGAUGAUGAGAGGGCCAGAAGACCCUCCUGGGUAUUGGGUUAUGACCGGUGCGAAGUUGUGUGUUGAGGAGGGCAAAAUUUCGAUCAAGGGGAAGUACUCGUUGCUGGCUGUUAUGUCGGAAGAGUCUAUGAUGCUGAUAUGAGAAACAGAAAAAAAACUCCAGUAGAAAAC